Messenger RNA from Aspergillus luchuensis, 630 nucleotides. RefSeq lists its product as uncharacterized. The transcript has a single exon. Bases 1 to 630 code for a protein of 209 amino acids. The record is from RefSeq and is a predicted model, not a curated record. NCBI's taxonomy places the organism in Eukaryota, Fungi, Ascomycota, Eurotiomycetes, Eurotiales, Aspergillaceae.
AUGUAUCCCUUUCUUCCCUGGAGUCAGAACCAGUCUAGUGUUCGCUCCUCUCUGAGCGAAGCCACCACUAGCACCCAGAAUGUCUCCUUCAGUUUCAGCUUCGGCAGCUCUUGCUCACCUACUUCGAUGCCGCCUCCCCCACCACCUUCUCCCACUGAUUCCUUGCUCGACAUCACUCCUCGCAAGUGCUCCUUUUCGAGCGGCUAUGAGAUGAACAACUCGUGCGCGUUCCCAUCUUGGCCCAACCGCCCUUCUCUGCUGAGUGCAGACUCAGAGGGCUCCAGUGCCAGCGCCUACCUCUCCGACGAAGAUCUCCUCCCCAUCGGCUCUGGAUCCCCCUGCGAGAGCGCGAUCGACGAAGAAUCCGCCGCGCAGGACCCGACCAUGGGAGACGUUGACCUGACCACCGAGCAGCAGAUUCAGAUGAUUCGCGCCGCAGCAGAAGAAGAAGCGCAGCGCGCGCGUUUCCUUGCUCAGGUGCAGGCCCAUGCUAGAGCACAGCAGGUCAUGCGGGUGGCACAGAUGGCAGCGGCAGAGCGCGAGAACGCAAAGCGCAAGAAGCGCAAGGCCAUCCCCGAGAGGAAGCGGCGGACCGCAUCAGCUUCGAAAGCCACCGUCUGCCGCGCUUAA